This is a messenger RNA of Penicillium lagena, 1185 nucleotides long. RefSeq lists its product as uncharacterized. The transcript has a single exon. Bases 1 to 1185 code for a protein of 394 amino acids. Lineage: Eukaryota; Fungi; Ascomycota; Eurotiomycetes; Eurotiales; Aspergillaceae. The record is from RefSeq and is a predicted model, not a curated record.
AUGUUCGAUAUCCCCUUCUACAGCCUGGUACCAUACAUCAGCGAGCGUCUCUCGUUGGAGACGGAUUUUCUGAAUGAAGCCGACAAUUCAGAGAACAUGGCUCGGCUGGUUGCCGGCGAAUCGCGCCUACGGGAUCGGGUAUAUAUCCCGCGGGUGCACCGCGAGCUGAGCUCGAGGCGCGUCAUGACCGCAGAAUGGGUGGAGGGCGUACGGCUUUGGGACAAGGAUGCCAUAACCCGCUCCUGGCGCGGCGGCUGGCGCCAGGGGAGCCCGGGAUGUCAUGGGACGCCGCUGGACGCACCGAAUAGCAAUAGCGCAGCGGCGACAGCACAAAGCCCGCAGUCUAGGCUGGUUAAACCGGAGCGGGAUCACUGGAAAGGACGAAAUCAGCGGGGUGGCCUGGGAUUGUCACUGAAGGACGUGAUGACGACUAUGGUGGACCUGUUCUCGGCACAGAUGUUCCUAUGGGGAUGGGUGCACUGCGACCCGCACCCGGGCAACAUUUUCAUUCGGCGCAAGCCGUCUGGCCAGCCGGAGCUGGUCCUGAUCGACCAUGGGCUGUAUAUUCACAUGGAGCCGCAAUUUCGGCACCAGUAUGCGCGGUUUUGGAAGGCGCUGCUGACAUUUGACAAUAACACGAUCGGCGAGAUCGUGAAAGGCUGGGGCGUUAACAACCCCGACAUUUUUGCUUCUGCAACCCUGAUGCGCCCCUACCGUGGCGGCGACCUAUCUACACAUCGCGGUCUCGAAGGCCUGAGCAAAUCCGAGCGCAACGAGCGCCACUAUGAGAUGCAGCAGGCCGCACGCAAGGCCAUCCGCGAGAUACUCGGUGAUGAAACCAAAUGGCCGCGCGAACUGAUCUUCAUCGGCCGCAACCUGCGCAUUGUCCAGGCGAACAAUCAAUUCCUGGGUUCGCCGGUCAACCGCGUCAAGAUCACGGGGAUGUGGGCCUCGCGAGCGCUGGUCGAAUCGCCUGAUCUUCCUCUGAACGAGAAGAUCCGCAAUCUCGGCCGUCAUGUCGUCUUCCGCUUUGUGCUGUUCGCCAGUGACAUCUUCUUCUGGUUCACCAAGAUUAGACAGUUUUUGAGGCUGGGUGGUGGUAUGGAGGACGAUAUCGAGGCUCAGAUGCAGCAUAUGGCUAAGGAUAUGGGAGUUGAGCUGAACCAGAAUGUGUUUGAAGGAUAG